GGGACCCCGUGUCAUCGCCCGCCCCGAGCACGAUGCGCCCCAAAAAGGGAGGUGAUGGAAUUAAACCGCCCCCAAUCAUUGGAAGAUUUGGAACCUCCUUGAAAAUUGGUAUUGUUGGAUUGCCAAAUGCUGGGAAAUCUACCUUCUUCAAUGUAUUAACCAAUAGUCAGGCUUCAGCAGAAAACUUCCCAUUCUGCACUAUUGAUCCUAAUGAGAGCAGAGUACCUGUGCCAGAUGAAAGGUUUGUUUGCCAGUACCACAAACCAGCAAGCAAAAUUCCUGCCUUUCUAAAUGUAGUGGAUAUUGCUGGGCUUGUGAAAGGAGCUCACAAUGGGCAAGGCUUGGGAAAUGCCUUUUUAUCUCCUAUCAGUGCCUGUGAUGGAAUCUUUCAUCUAACACGUGCUUUUGAAGAUGAUGAUAUCAGGCAUGUUGAAGGAAGUGUAGAUCCUAUUCGAGAUACAGAAAUAAUACACGAAGAGCUUCAGCUUAAAGAUGAGGAAAUGAUUGGGCCCAUUAUAGAUAAAGUAGGAAAAGUGGCUGUGAGAGGAGGAGAUAAAAAAUUAAAACCUGAAUAUGAUAUAAUGGGCAAAGUCAAAUCCUGGGUUAUAGAUCAAAAGAAACCUGUUCUCUUCUAUCAUGAUUGGAAUGACAAAGAGAUUGAAGUGUUGAAUAAACACUUAUUUCUUACUUCAAAACCAAUGGUCUACUUGGUUAAUCUUUCUGAAAAAGACUACAUUAGAAAGAAAAACAAAUGGUUGAUAAAAAUUAAAGAGUGGGUGAACAAGUAUGACCCAGGUGCCUUGGUCAUUCCUUUUAGUGGGGCCUUGAAACUCAAGUUGCAAGAAUUGAGUGCUGAGGAGAGACAGAAGUAUCUGGAAGCGAACAUGAUACCAAGCGCUUUGCCAAAGAUCAUUAAGGCUGGGUUUGCAGCACUCCAACUAGAAUACUUUUUCACUGCAGGCCCAGAUGAAGUAUGUGAAUGGACCAUCAGGAAAGGGAUGAAGGCUCCUCAAGCUGCAGGAAAGAUUCACACAGAUUUUGAAAAAGGAUUCAUUAUGGCUGAAGUAAUGAAAUACGAAGAUUUUAAAGAGGAAGGUUCUGAAAAUGCGGUCAAGGCUGCUGGAAAGUACAGACAACAAGGCAGAAAUUACAUUGUCAAAGAUGGAGAUAUUAUCUUCUUCAAACUUAAUAUACCUCAGCAACCUAAGAAGAAAUAAAUUUUAUUGUUCAGAUAAAUGUACAACUUCCAAAAAGGGAUAGGAUUUCUUUUAAUUAAAAUUUCUGAAAACUGAGGGACAAAUACAGUUGGGGGAUGGGAAUCUUCUAAAAACAGAAUUAUUUUUGUUUUAAAAUUAAAACACUGUGUACCUCCAAUG
This is a messenger RNA of Lynx canadensis (Canada lynx), 1376 nucleotides long. Its product is annotated as obg-like ATPase 1. NCBI's taxonomy places the organism in Eukaryota, Metazoa, Chordata, Mammalia, Carnivora, Felidae. Gene Ontology annotation, cellular component: cytoplasm. Gene Ontology annotation, molecular function: ATP binding; ATP hydrolysis activity; GTP binding. The record is from RefSeq and is a predicted model, not a curated record.